Molecule: messenger RNA, 1089 nt
Organism: Caenorhabditis angaria
Lineage: Eukaryota; Metazoa; Nematoda; Chromadorea; Rhabditida; Rhabditidae
Source: the annotation of a GenBank genome assembly
AUGACUAAUAAUACAUGUUCAUUACUUUCUGAAGGAGAAAAGUUUGCCAGAUAUGGGUUUCUGGCUAUUUUAGUCUUACCACUAACAUUUAUCUAUAUUCGAAUUCUUAUGGUCAUGACUAGAAAAUCAACAUCCAUUUAUACUGAUUCAUUUUAUUCAAUUUAUCGAAUUGAUGGAGUUGUGGUUGGUUUCAAAACUAAAAAAUACGUUUUUAUACGUAGUUAUUUCAGAGCGUGUCAUAUAACUUGAUAAGUUAUAGUUUGAUCAGAUUGAUUAUUUAUAUAACCCCAUAUUGUAAUUUUAUUAUGGACAUGUUUUCAACUCCAUCGUGGUUACUGACAUCAUAUUUUUUCUUUUAUUUGUUUUUUCAAUUCAUGAAAGUUUUAUCAACAGUUACUAUUUGUGCUAAUCGAUUAACAUCAGUUACAAUUCCAGUCAAACACACUUAUGUAAGUAUUGAUAUCAAUUAGCUUGAAGCGUAGAAUGGAUCAUUUUUCAGUUUUGGAAAACAUAUUUUUGGCAUAUUUUGUUCCUUCAAAUAUUGAUUUCUGUAGUUUGCUCUUUUCCCAUUUUACAAGGUCCAGCUUAUAUUAUUUUUCGAGAUGGAAAAGGAACUAUGACUAUUGUUCGUAAUUUUUCAUUUAUUGGUCCGAAUACAUUACGAAUAACACUUCUUCUUCCUUCGAUUGUUUUUGUUAUGGCAACAAAUAUUUUGAUAAUCAAAAAAUUACCAAAAAACAUGAGACAUGUUGAAAAUUCUAUGUCUAUUUCUACACUUUUCAUAUCUUUUGGAUUUAUUUUGAAUCUAGUUCCAGUUUUUGGAAUUUAUUUGAUAGAUCAAAAUUAUUUGAAUGAAAAUCCCACAUUCUCUGCAAUUUAUUCAAUCGUAUACUUAUUCUGCACUGAUUUCUACAUGAUUAGGUAAUUUAACUAUGAGUCAAAAAUCUUUUGAAAUAGAUGUUUUCUAGCGGCCCUAUAGUCUUAUUGGUUGUUGACAAAAAAUUACGAAAACGAACAACGACAUGGAAAAAAGUGGACUCGAAUAUGAUUUGGGUGCAAAAACAAACAAAUUCCAGAAUAAAUAAUUGA